Molecule: messenger RNA, 8655 nt
Organism: Pantherophis guttatus
Lineage: Eukaryota; Metazoa; Chordata; Lepidosauria; Squamata; Colubridae
Gene: HOOK3
Product: hook microtubule tethering protein 3
Biological process (GO): cytoplasmic microtubule organization; cytoskeleton-dependent intracellular transport
Cellular component (GO): centrosome; cytoplasm
Molecular function (GO): dynein light intermediate chain binding; microtubule binding
Source: RefSeq, a predicted model, not a curated record
GACGGAGCGGGCGGAUCCCGACGGGACCCGGUGACGUGUCUUGCGUUACAGCUGCCCGGCCCGGCGCGGCUCUUUGCCGGCCUGGGUUUGGCGUGUCGGGCAAGAGAAGAAAGGGCGACGGCGAGAAAGGCGGAGGUGUCACCGGAAGGCGCCUGUUAGACACCUCGGUUGCUUUGGAAGGGGGAAGCCCGUCCGCCUGCCUGCCUGCCUGCCCGCCCGCCCUGAGCCAUGUUCAACGUCGAGAGUCUGGAGCGGGCCGAGCUCGGGGAGAGCUUGCUCACUUGGAUCCAGACAUUUAAUGUUGAAGCACCAUGCCAGACUGUAGAAGAUUUAACAAAUGGAGUUGUGAUGGCUCAAGUACUUCAAAAGAUAGAUCCAACAUAUUUUGAUGAAAAUUGGCUAAAUAGAAUAAAAAGAGAAGUAGGAGACAAUUGGAGAUUGAAGGUGAGCAAUCUGAAGAAAAUUUUAAAAGGAAUUUUGGAUUACAACCAUGAAAUUUUGGGGCAACAAAUUAAUGAUUUUAUCCUUCCUGAUGUUAACUUGAUUGGGGAACACUCUGAUGCAGCAGAGCUUGGAAGAAUGCUUCAGCUUAUUUUAGGCUGUGCUGUAAACUGUGAACAAAAACAAGAAUAUAUUCAGACCAUCAUGAUGAUGGAGGAAUCUGUUCAACAUGUGGUCAUGACAGCCAUUCAGGAGUUGAUGAGUAAAGAGUCUCCGGUCACUGCUGGAAAUGAUGGUUACGUUGAUCUUGACCGUCAGUUGAAGAAAACAACGGAAGAAUUAAAUGAAGCCUUAGCAACCAAAGAAGAAAUUGCUCAGAGAUGCCAUGAACUGGAUAUGCAAGUUGCCGCAUUGCAGGAAGAGAAAAGUAGUUUGCUAGCAGAGAACCAGGUCUUAAUGGAACGCUUAAAUCAGUCUGAUUCCAUAGAAGACCCAAACAGUCCAGCAGGACGAAGACAUUUACAGCUCCAGACACAGUUGGAACAACUCCAAGAGGAAACCUUCAGAUUAGAAGCAGCAAAAGAUGAUUAUAGAAUUCGUUGCGAAGAGUUAGAAAAGGAAAUUGCAGACUUACGGCAACAAAAUGAAGAAUUAACAAAUCUGGCUGAAGAAGCUCAAUCUCUGAAAGAUGAGAUGGAUGUAUUAAGGCACUCUUCUGACAAAGUAGCCAAGUUAGAAAGCCAAGUAGACUCGUACAAAAAGAAGCUAGAAGAUCUUGGAGAUCUUCGGAGGCAAGUAAAACUUUUGGAAGAGAAAAACACAAUGUACAUGCAAAACACGGUGAGCUUGGAAGAAGAACUGAGGAAAGCCAAUGCAGCUCGCAGCCAAUUGGAAACAUAUAAGAGGCAGGUGGUUGAACUUCAAAACAGAUUGUCUGAAGAAUCCAAAAAAGCAGACAAACUAGAAUUUGAGUACAAGAUGCUGAAAGAAAAAGUAGAUAGUUUCCAAAAAGAAAAAGAUCGGCUGAAAACAGAAAGAGAUUCUUUAAAGGAAACAAUUGAAGAGAUCCAUUGUAUAAAAGCACAAGAAGGACAACUAACUUCUUCAGGAUUAUUACCUUUGGAAGGUCAAGAAUGUUCUGACAGUUUGGCAGCAGAAAUUAUUACUCCAGAAAUAAAGGAAAAGCUUAUUCGCCUUCAACAUGAAAACAGAGUGCUAAAACUUCACCAGGAGGGCUCUGACAAUGAGAGGAUUGCUUUGCUCCAGAGUCUCUUGGAUGAUGCCAAUCUAAGAAAGAAUGAAUUAGAAACAGAGAACAGGCUUGUAAACCAGAGAUUGCUUGAAGUACAAUCUCAGGUUGAAGAAUUGCAGAAGUCUUUGCAGGAUCAAGGAUCAAAAGCUGAAGAUUCAGUCAUUCUGAAAAAGAAACUUGAUGAACAUCUUGAAAAGCUCCAUGAAGCUAAUAAUGAGCUUCAGAAGAAACGGGCAAUCAUUGAAGAUUUAGAACCCCGUUAUAACAAUAGUUCACUCAGAAUAGAAGAAUUGCAAGAAGCUUUGUGUAAAAAAGAAGAAGAAAUGAAGCAAAUGGAAGAACGAUACAAAAAAUAUUUGGAAAAAGCUAAAAGUGUCAUCCGUACUUUAGAUCCCAAACCAAGGUUGGGUUCAGCACCUGAAAUUCAGGCACUGAAGAAUCAACUGCAGGAACGUGAGAGGAUGUUCCAAUCCUUAGAGAAAGAAUAUGAAAAGACAAAGAGUCAAAGAGAAAUGGAGGAGAGAUACAUUGUCAGUGCCUGGUACAAUAUGGGGAUGACUCUUCAUAAAAAAGCAGUAGAAGACAGACUUGCUAGUACUGGUUCAGGACAGUCUUUCCUAGCUAGGCAAAGGCAAGCCACCAGCACAAGGAGAGCUUAUCCGGGCCAUGUCCAGCCAGCCACAGCAAGGUAGAGAGAGUCCUUGCCUUGCCUUUUGAAUGGAAGCCAUCCUGGAAUCAAGACCUACUUCUGUUAUAAGUGACUGUAUUUCAGGAAAACCUAGCCAGCAUUCUUUCAGUAUUGUCUCUUCAUGUCUCAUUUCCAGAAGAGAACUUUUCUUUCUAACUUUCUUCUUUUCUGGAGUCUUCCUUUUCUCUUUUAACGUGCCAAAAUGUUGAAAAACACCCAAUGGAGGAGGGUAUUAAUGGACUAUCCCCAUAUCCCUUUUCAUAUAUAAUUGUCAUCUCUUAAGAAAAACCCUAUAAUGGAUGAAAACAAAUUUUAACUUGUCCCCUGGCUAAACGGUAUGGCGUUCUUCCCAAGGCUACCGGUGCAUUGAAAGAAAUAUGCCUCUUUUGUUUUUCACACUAAUUUGAUCUGUGUAAAUUGGGUAAUGCAAUUUGCAACUGUGCUACGUAGAAAGAUGUGUAACAUUACUUGCAAAGAUUAGAUAGACAUGCUGGCAGAAGUUAUAAGAACCUGAUGAGACAUGUUCAUGGAAUUAUUUUAUGUUGCUGUUACUUCGUUUCCUUUGGCUUCAUCUGGUUGAUUGUUUAAAUGCUGCUUUAAAAAAAAUGCCCUCCAUUACUGAGGAGUGUUUUUGAUAGGUCAAUAAGAAGGAUAAACCCAUUUGACAUUGGCGCUGAUGUCUUCAGGUAGUUAAGAUCAUUCUAACAUGUAAACUUGCUAACCUGUUGUGCUAAGUGAGAUUUCAUGCCUGUACAGUUAUGGAUCUGUCAGAAGCAAGGUUAGUGUUUAUCUGAUUCUGCAAGUUAUGAAUUCUGGUUUCUGAGCUACCGCACCCUUCUCAAAUCUUUGGGAUUAACUCAAGUUAAACUGUUCCAUAUAGAUGGAGGUUUCGUUGAAGACUUCAGUAGAGAGGGGUUUUUUUUGCUGUAUGUUUUUUGUAAACUUAAGCUUAUGUUGACUUUUUAAGAAUAUUUCAAGAGCCUUGGCUCUUUGGGUCAAAGGUAAGGUAACAAUCCUGUUUUUCAUUCUGAACUGAAUGGAUCUGGAUUUUAUCACCAUAUUUAGGUAUGGAUAUUAUUCCCCUCAUUUUUGUUAAUACAGUCAUACAGUGCACAAUAAUUUUCUGACUUAAAAGAUACUUGUUUUUAACUCAUUGCCAUCUAAGCACAUGAAAGGAGUUUUUAAAAUCCACUCCUGUAAAGGUGAUAAAAUUAAGACGUAAUGCCAUUAGUCCUUCUGUAGUAGGUUCCAGUAUUUGAUAAAGUAGGCCAGAUGUCCCUACUGCAGAGAAAUCAUUUAAUAAUCAGUGUAUGGCUAAUUCCUUUUGUAGGGUUUUACACCUAUAAGCAAAUUUAUUAGGUAAUCAUGAUUUUUGUGCUGAUGCAAAAAAUAAAUAAAUAAGAUUUUGUUGAUUAAACUUAUUUUGAUAAAGCCUACACAGUACUUACUCUUUCAAGAGUUAACUUGCUCAAGUUAUAUAGACGGUCUAAUAUUCUUAAUUGGCUACUUCUGUGCUUUUGUAUACAAAAACAGAGCAAAACUCAUGUCUGAAGAUGUUUUUUCUGCCAACUAUUAUGGUAAUCUAAUGAAACCUGAUUAUUUAGUCUUGCCUGAAAAAAAACCAUGAAUGUAAUUUUUCAUAAACAGAUCUAUCUUCUCUUCUUUUUCAACUUUCAGCCUCUUCACUAGCUCUCCUUUCUGACUAGUUAUUAUUGAGGUUUUUGAUCAGCUUUAUUUCAUGUUUUUUAAUUAGUCUUUUAUAUUUCUCACCUUUCCUGAAAGCACCUUAAAUUUAUUUCUCCAGUCUUGCUAGUUCAGAUCUACUUGCGCAGAAGUGAUAAGUAUAUCCAAUACAAAGUCUAAUUCUUUUAAACUUCAAGGCUUUGUAAUUUAAGUAUUUCAUUUAUUUUGUAUCCCAGACACGCAUUUCUGUAUCAUAUCAAGAAAGCCAAAGAAAGUUAGUGGCUGGUAUUUCCUACUGAAACAAGUGAGAUAUUAGUUGCAUCUAAAUAAAUACAGUGUCCUUAAUUUAUGGAGGAGUCAUGUAUGGCUGUGUAAUUUGUUGAAUUCAGGAGCUGUGUAAUUUGUUGCUAUGUGCAGGCUUUCUGGCUAAGGUAAUUUAAAGAAAAAAUCAUGUAGGAUCUUCAAACUAGUCUACACUUUUUGUUUGAAACAUUUCUUAUAACUAUUUGCAACAUCAAGGUUUUUAAAGAGUUUCAAAAAUUCUCUGAUAGAGUUAAAAGUUGAAUUCUCUUUUGUUAUACCAUUGUUUCUAGAAUUUUAUAAUUAGGUAUUUUUUCCCAUUGCAAGUUUUUUCUUUCAUACUUGUAUGACUCCUAAACAGGACAUGGCUAAGAUAUAUCUGUUGGGUUUUUUCUCCUAUUAAUCGUGAUCUUUAAUGUAUGAAAUGAUCAGUUAAAUCUUAAUUCCAAUUAGAUAUUGAAAACUUAAGGAAUUAUAGGAAAUGAAUGCUGGUAACCUGCUAGCACACCAAAUAUUUAAUAUUUCCUACUGCAUUCUCGAAUGUAUCUUUAGGGUAGGCAUAUCAGGUUGAGAAAAUUCACCAUUAAUUAGCCAUUGAAAUACACCAGAGGGACAUAUUUCAUUUCAAUAGUGGGUUAUGAGCACAAUAAACAUUGUCCAUAUUUCUGGGAAAGGAAUGUUUGAUAUGAAUUCUUUGUUAUAUAAUUUAGCUGAAUUUAUAUGGAUGGAAAACUCUAGGCUGCGGCUUCAUUAUUAAGACAGUUGACAGUGGGUUGCUCACUUCCAUUAUUCCAUUAUUAUACAGAAGCAGCAAGAGAGAUUGCUCCUUAGCCAGGAUAUUUUUUUCAGUUAUGUUUUUUUGCCUAAAGGUUACAGACAGUCUUUACCUUAUAAUGAGCUUCAGGCCAUCUACAUCUAAUCCUGGCCUCAUGUACCGAUGUCUGAAGCUGCCUUUUUGGCUAGAAAACUAAUUAGGCUUUCAGUUUGGAUUCUGAAAAUCUGAAGCUGGAAUAUAAUUCAAGAUGGACUAUUUUUGUGUGUGAAAAUAUACCUAAUUAGUUCAGCAUUAUUAUUUUUUCCUCAAAUAAUUGCCCAGUUUGAGCUGGGUUUUCAGAAGUCAUUUGGGCAACUAGAGAACUGAAUGUGAUCAGGGAAAAGCAGAUUUGGUUAACAUCAAACUGCAAGAGGCAUAGUGUAAGAGAACCUGUGGAAGGUUUUUGUGCAAAAUGAUUUAAAAUUUCAAGUGACCAGCUGUUUUACAUUACAUUUGACAUAUUAAAAAGUUUCAUUGUUAUAUACAGCAAAGUCUCCUAUAUAAAUAGCCUAUGAGCUCAUAUAUGCAACCAGGCAGGGAACUGCUAGAUAGAAUUUCCUUUUUUUCUUUUGGUAUAUUGUCUAGAACAGAUAUGCCCAAAGGACCAUUGUGGAUAUUCUGAGGGCCGAUAAAUUCUGUAGACACUUUUUUGCAAAUAUAUCUUCACAUCUUAGGCCGCAUUCACUGAUAUUAUUAAUCUACAGUAUAUUGCAUCGUCUUAAGCCAACUGUGUAGUAACAGUCACCCCAAAAUUUGCUAAAUUGCUUAGAAAAUAAGGGCUGUUCAGUACAUUGCAUCUUUUUUUCCCCAGUCUGUUCUAAGUUAGCCGAAUUUUUCCUUAGUUAAUAUCAAAUAGCAUAUCAUUUCUGGGCAUCUGCUUUUUCUUUUUUUAAAGAGUGGAGUUUAUUUGCAAGGAGAAGUAUAGAGAGAGAUAACCAUAUCAUCACUUUCCCACCUAGCAAAACGUUGAAGCUCUAGAAAAAAAGAUGGAUAGAUGGCCAAGCUCCUAUAGCACACAAUGCAUUAGCAUUCAUUGGCAGUGCUAUUUGACGACUUCCGUUCUUCCUGUUAACAGUAUUAACCUACAGACCUCUUGCAAUACACACCUUUAGACUGAAAUAUGUUUUAUAAAUGCACCUUUAUUUACUAGUAUGAUUUUAAAAGUGCACUAAUGUUCAAUACUAUACAUACAUACACACAUAUAUAUAUAUACCAGAACAAUUUUGUUGUUGUUGUUGUUGUUGUUAUUGUUGGAGAAAAUGGAUAGGAAGGGUUGCCAGUUCCUUUCCAGCUUUUAAUUUAAUACCCAAGCCUUGUCACUCAAUAUAUGCAAUAUUGUAUGUACUGAGGCUGCUUACUGUCUUAAUACAUAUAGAUCCCUGUUUUUGUUUUUAUGCAUCUCCUUCAGCAGGUUUAUCACCCUUCCUUUUUUCUAUCCAUUUAUACAUGCACAAGCAGCUCUGGAAAGGAAUGUAGAGAGCAGGAACAUUUUUUUUAAAAAAAACGGUGCCUUUCCUGCAUUUCAGUGUUAUGUGAUAGAACUUUCUUCGAUUGUUCUUUGGGUUGAGUGUAUUUAUCUUAAGAUCUCUGUCCUUCAUCUAUGUUACCUUCCCUUUGGAUUGCACUAAUGUGUCUUUAUGUUAUGAAAUAUUGCUGUUAUUCAUGUAGACUACAUUGACAGUUGAAAUGCAUUGUGCUGCCUUUACAAAAAUUUAAAGCUGCUUUUUUUUCACACUCUUGUAAGUAUCGGCUUGUUCUGCUGUAGAUUUCACUUUGUAUUGAGGCAGAUGUAGGAAAUGUGGCACUAUGGGAGAAAACCUGAGGGAAUAUUGCCUAGUGAUUACAUUUGUAUCACUGCUUUUAUCAUCUCGUGGUUAGAGAUGAAGCUUUUGGAAGAGUUGGUCAGUUUUAUGGGAGAACUGCUUGGAAGAGAUGGAAGGGAAGAAGCCAGCCUCACUCAUAUUAAGCCUCAUUGCAGGAGCAACUGCAUCUGGAACAAGUUUUACAAUUUGAUCAUGAUUCUCAAUUGUGGCUACCUGGGAGGUAGGAUUUGGCCUUCAGACCCCGGGCUGUUGACUUCUAUUUUUAAGCCAUAAGAAAUGGUCUCCCUACGUGUUCCAAGUGAAAACGAAGGAGUGCUUAGUAUUGAGUGGUUCCAAUAGGAGUCAGUUUGUUGUGAAACUUGACAGGGUCUUUCCAUCUGCAGGGGGAAAGAUGUAGAGAGAAAACUUAGAAUGGGGUAGCUUGGACCAUGGCUGAAGAGAGAUCUUUGGCAGUUCCAGUCCGGUUAUCAUUUCAGAUAAAUUGAUUGUGUCCUACAUUAACAUUCAACAUCAUAGAUAAGGAGUAAAACUAGUACUGAGUAGUAAGGAUACCUCUGGCUAAUCCUCUCUACCAGUCAGACUGGGGCAAAACUUAAUGGUGGCUCAACUGUGAGAGGCUGGGAAAUGGAAUGAAAUAUUUGUCCUCCAGCAACUUCAGACUCUGAAGUAGAGUCAAUUCCUGGUUGUGUUGAUUCAUUUGAGUGGGGGUGGGGGCUAUGAUUUAUGACACUUAAGAUUUUUUUUUCAGAGAAAGUUUACUGCUGGAAUGAUUGAGUUGUUGCAGGUACAUAGACAAGGAAAAGAUGCUUGGCUGGACCUGGCAGUUGAGAAGUCAGUUCUGGAAAUUUGGCUUUCAACAUUGUCAGUCUUCUGAAUUGUUUUGGUAGCAGUACCAUAAAAAUGAAAUUAUCAUUGUCUCACAAUAGAGUGGCCUUCCUUAUUUAGAUACCUCCAAUUACAAAACCAUAUGUCCUGCUACCUUGGUUCCCUUACAUAUUCUUGUCUGUACUGUAUUAGCUCCUAUGAAGGACUUGCUUUGUAGUUGUUUGGUGAGUUGCUUGGUGUUUUGACCUGAUCUUAAAAUAUGUGCUUGCGGUUGGGAGCUUUUUUAAUAUCAUGCCUAUUUUUUUUUAUUUUUUCCACCUACAGAAACCCUCUAGACCAUCAGAUAAGGGGAAAGAAUAUGAAUUUUGCUUUUAACCUCCAUUAGGCAACUUUGCCGGUCUAUUUGCAAUGAUUUGGGCUUUCUUUAACAUUAAUAUCAUGAAGCAGCUGCCACUUUUUGAGAUCCUAAGCAUGUGUUCUACCUAUCUGUGUGUUUCAAUAACAACUUGUUUGACUGUCCUGAGCUACCAAAAUUACUUGUUUGUCACUUUGCCAAUAAAAUGUAUUUUUUUUCCUAUAAGAAUGAAAUUCUAGGAUUUACUAGAUAUUAAUUUCCCCCAAAGUAUGAUUUCUCACCAAACCGCCAUUGUAGUGAUUUUAAAAACCUAUCUGUAUAUAGGUAAACAAGAUAAUAAUGGUUGUAAGUUCGGAUAUCGUUUGGAAGGAAGGAGGUCGGGAUGUUUCCCUUCGGUCCGGAACAUGCUUCCAAGGCUACAAAACCAGUGUACAGUUGUUAAACAAGUUGUAAAUAAAGGCUUCUAUAAAACGU